Messenger RNA from Arachis stenosperma, 1912 nucleotides. Its product is annotated as F-box/kelch-repeat protein At3g23880-like. Lineage: Eukaryota; Viridiplantae; Streptophyta; Magnoliopsida; Fabales; Fabaceae. The coding region runs from base 410 to 1579 and encodes 389 amino acids. The record is from RefSeq and is a predicted model, not a curated record. Gene Ontology annotation, molecular function: protein binding. The transcript has 2 exons.
CUCCCUUCUCCAAAUCAAGAAUCAUUCGUGCACCCCAUCCCCCAUUCGCCCCUUCCGAAGCAAUCAAGCAAAGCAAAGAGAACCCUAGCCCUAGGAUCCUUGCCGCCGCCGUCCCUAGGUUCUCGGCGCCUCCACUUCUUCCUCUUCCCCCUGUCCGGAACCAGGUAGCUCGACUCGUCAUCCCCAUCUUCCCUGUCUUCUCUGUUCGUGGCCUGGAGCAGCUCGCCGUUAGGUCGCCGCUUGCCGUCGCCUCGCCUAUCGUCGUCGUCUCGCCGGUUGCCAUCCGUGUCUCCGUCGAAGAAACGACGAUAAUAAUCACCACUAACCACAACAAUAACAGGACACGUGUCAUCUCUUCAUUCCCUCGUCAAUCUUAAAACCUAGCCACUAGAGACACAAGCAACUUAUAAUGCAAUUGCAUUUUGAGGGCAUGCACAUGGCGCCUCAACACCCAACAGUGGCACUCCUCUUGUGUGAAGUGGUGAUGGAGAUCCUCUCUUGGGUUCCUGCAAAGCCUCUCACGCGCCUGAAGCUUGUGUGCAAGUCCUGGAACUCCAUCAUCUCCCCCCCUCACUUCAUCAAACUUCACCUUCACCGUUCACCCAAAAAUGCCAUCCUCCUCUUUACGCGAACAGCAACGCUCACCUUCGACGAAAAAGCAAAAUGGGGCUUAGUGUUUAGUAGCAUUGAAUCUUUCAUCCAAAAUCCAUCAUCCACUCUUGAUGCUCAAGAGAAUCUCCACUCUCUACACGGACAAGAUUGGGUUUCCGGUUCAUGCAACGGCUUGGUAUGUGUAGCCCAUAUUUUUGACCACCCCAACAACGAUAUUAGCGAUAUCUGGUUCCGUUUAUUGAACCCUCUCACAGGGUUUAUUUCAGAGAACUCGCCGUACUUACGUGUCAAUGUGAAUAAUGCUUUUGGGUUUGGGUAUGAUGAGUCAAGUGACAGUUACAAGGUACUGACUCUCAUUCGGGAUUCUUCUGGAACAGUAACUGCGCAAGUUUAUAGCUUCGGUGGCAGUUCUUGGAAGACGAUUAACAGUUUCCCUGCUUUUCCGUUUUGUGUUGAAGAUAAUGGCCACUUCAUCCGUGGCACUCUUAAUUGGCUAGGUCUUCGUAACCCGCAUGGAGGUCAUUAUGAUUGGGCUGCUGUUACACUUGACAUGUUAAUGAUUGUUUCUUUUGACCUGAAAUCGGAUACACAUAAACAGAUUCUGCUUCCAAAGGGUAUCGAUGAGAUCCCCAGUGAAGAGCCAACUCUAGGAGUUUGGGGAAAUAGCCUGUAUCUUCUUCAUGAUUACAAGAAAACUCAUUUUAUUGCAUGGCAAAUGAAGGAGUUUGGAGAUGAAAAUUCUUGGACUCAAUUGCUAAAAAUUAGUUUUCAGAAUCUCGGUGUUGAAAGGCUAUUAUCAGUGUUUAUAUUUGAGAAUGGAAAUAUCUUCAUGUUGAGAGGCAGGCAUCGUUUUGAGGAAGUUUUUUAUGACCGAAGAGAUAAUAGUGUUAAACGCAUUAAUAUCUUGGCCGACAAUAGUUACCUCAUUGCAAUUGAUUAUGUUGAGAGCUUGGUUCAGCCUUGUUAAAAUUCGGUUCCUAUUCGAAGUUUUGCUCCUGCAACUUUUUGUUCUGUUAUUUUAAAUCCUUAUAUUUCAUGUAGGCCCAGCAAAGUUCAGGUCAUUGUGAUUAUUUUGGGUGUUUUCUUACUUUGGCUACUCCUUGUUGUUGGAUCCAAAUUUGUAGACGGGUCACUUUUAUUUUGGCUGCAAACUUUAUAUAUACAGGUGCAUAAAAUUCUAACAUCCUUAUCAUGACUCCUUGUUGCAUAAGUUUAUUAAUUUUUGCUAACUGUUGGAUGAAGUUAACAGACAAAUUGAUUUUUUCAUUAGUAAGAAUCUAGAAGAUGAUUUUCGCGACCA